Messenger RNA from Dovyalis caffra, 312 nucleotides. The record is from the annotation of a GenBank genome assembly. Lineage: Eukaryota; Viridiplantae; Streptophyta; Magnoliopsida; Malpighiales; Salicaceae.
AUGGCUAAUUCUGCUGGAAUGCAACCCAGUGGUUCAGUGCCUCUCACAAGAACUCGGCUGCUCCAAGGUCAUACAGCCUCUGCAACAAUGAAUGGGCAGCAGAUGUUAAGGACAAAUAAGUACAAAGUAGUUGUUGUUGACAACAUCAUUGCCACUAAAACAGAUGAGAACAUAUGGUUGAUUGACAAGCUGCCUGGUUUUCUCAACUCCAAUACUUGCACCGACUCGUUGCUGGCCAUUGAGAAAUUAUUUACUUGCAAAAGCUCCAGUGUCAUCAAGGAUAGCAGAAGCAAAGUUGGCACCAGCAAGUAG